Colletotrichum paranaense is the source of this 801-nucleotide messenger RNA. RefSeq lists its product as uncharacterized. NCBI's taxonomy places the organism in Eukaryota, Fungi, Ascomycota, Sordariomycetes, Glomerellales, Glomerellaceae. The transcript is spliced from 2 exons. The coding region runs from base 1 to 801 and encodes 266 amino acids. The record is from RefSeq and is a predicted model, not a curated record.
AUGCGGAUCGCCUCUAUCCUUCUUCUUCUUCUGAGCCUCCUCUUUCGGGACUGUACGGGGGGGUCCACCUUCUACCGACCACCGGGCUCUGGUCCCGCCGGAGACUUCCGAGACAACCCCCAGUAUACGUUGGGCGAGAUAGUAAACCUCCAAUGGGAGACUGACGACAUGUCCAUUGACUUAUACCUCGUUCAAAAGUUACCUGAGGACGAGGUCGCUGCCAUUUUGUUCGGCUGGGCCUGGAACGUCUCCCUCGAUACCUUUCCGUCCUGGCAUAGCCCGGAUCUGAGUAACGUGUACUAUCUGCACUUGCAGGCCUCUCUGCCUGUUGGCGUCAUUGGUGCAGGUGUUGCGUCCCACUAUUUCAACAUCACCCCCAGCGCCGCGUCAUCAGUCUCGUCGUCGGCCUCACCAUCAUCUUCGACAUUGUGGACAUCCGUUGCAUCACCGACGACAACGCCGAGCGCAACGAGCACAUCAGAGCUGGACCGUGAUGAGCUAUCGACUGGCGCAGUGUCUGGUAUUGCGGUCGGAGCGACAUUCAUUGGGACACUCUUUGUAGUAGGAUUAGCGGGAUUUCUGUUCUGGCGGCGGUGGCGGACCAAUAAAAAGAGGGAAGGGGAAGAAUUAGGCGCGAUCAUCACUGCGAACGAUGAAAACGAGAUACAUGUCUACAAGAGAGAUGUAUCCGAGCCAUCGAGUGAAUUAUUUGUUGAGAGUACUCGACGCUUCGGAGCCGAGGGUUCGAAACUAAGUGAGAUGAGGUUUGAGAUGUCGGGAGAUUCGGUCGUACGCAAAUGA